UUUACCCUCGCUUUCACCCGCUGCCGUUAAUUACGCCCUGCAGGGCAGUGGUCUCGAUGGCGUAAGCCAUAUAGCCCGCAGUCACCCCAACGUUCCACUUCGUAUUGGUGAGCCACUUUGCUGUUGCUCGCUUCGCGGGAGCGCUUGUUCGGCAUCCCGCCGCUGGCAGAACGAAGGGUCGGUGGUAACGGGUCGACGGUAGUACCAAUUUAUGCACAUUACAUGUGCACCCAACCGCCUGUUGAACUACCGAGCUUGGCUCCCACAACCCCAACGUCUUCUCUAUACUUAUACCCAUCGCCGCCAGCAUUGGCUGUUGCGCAUCCUGCCCCUUGUGCGUUAUUGAGGAAGGACGGUUGUUGCUCGUCAUGUUGUUCGACCGCCGCCUCAUCGCCGGUCUGGCCGGUCUGUUGACUGCCACCGGAGCCAACGCCGCGUGCUCUUCCAAGCUAGUGGUCGACGACUUUACCACAUGGCUGAGCGGUCUCAACAAUCUGGGCUCUCAGAAUGGAGAUGAUGGAAGCAUGACGGCCAUUGCUGCCGCCCCGGGCCAUGUUGACUUCAUCCCGAAAGACGACGGUUCAUACUUCUAUGAGUCAUUCGAAUGCAUACAAGCCAUUACCGAAGGCUACAACGCCAUCGAGUUCAGCGUCCAGGGGCCAGCUGGAGGCUCAUUUGCCUUUGAGCUACAGAGCACCGCUAGCUGCGACACCAGCGAGGAAGGAAGCUACAACAGCUCCUGGAACAUCGUGACCGACUUGACGGGCGACCGUCAGACCGUCACCCUACCCCUUGAAGGAUGGGAAGACUCACCAAACUACGACGGGAUUGUCGGCCUGGUAUGGUCCACCUUCUCCGAGACAGGGAUAGUAUGGUCGGUUGGCAACGUCACCCUACUCUGUGGUGGUGGUGGUGAGGAAUCCCCUUCACCGGAUCCAACGGCGCCGCCGACAAGCACGGCAAUCCCACCGACGACAUCCCGAGCUACUACUCUCCCACCAGUCGUUACGGGCGACUGCUCCAACUUGCUGAUCGAUGACUGGGAGUCCCAGUCACGUCUGACCUUUCUUGGCUACAACGCUAUGCGCCAGACUUCGAGCGACGACGCGACUAUGGCUUCGGUUGUCGUUAGUGACAAUAGGGUCCUGCUGACCCCGAACGGCGAAGACUCGUAUUUCUACAGCCAGUUUGGCUGCCUUGACACCGAAAACAAAUACGGCGGCAUAUCGUUUCCUAUCACGGCAGCAGAGGGAGCUAGCUUUGCUGUGACUGUGGCCUGGACGGCGACCUGCGGCUCUGGCACCAACGAAGAAGUCACCCUGACCACCUCGCAACUGGAGUGGACUUUUGACGGCACUGAGCAGCUCUACUAUUUCCCCUUUUCUGCCUUCACGGGGGUAGACACCAGCAAGCUCACCAUGAUCUACCUUGCCGAGUUCAGCGAUGCCGUCACCCUUGGACCCAUGUCCUUUUACUGCGGCACGACCGGGUCCGGCUACACGAUUCCCGAAGGGCCUGCCACGUCACCGGCGGUCACACGUACCACCACGUCGGCUCCCGUGCCGACCCAGACGCUCCUGAUCGACGACUUUGCCAAUGCCGAGACCAACGCCUUGGGAGAGUGGCACGGCGGCGACGAAGAAGGCAUGACGACGACCUUUGGGAACAACGUCAUGACCAUCCGCACCAACGACUCGGAUCUGGCCUGGAACACGCAGCUGUCGGGCGACUGCAUCGACAUCCGCAGCUACGCCGGCGGCUACCUCCACAUCGCCUACUCCGGCAGCAACAAGUUCAGCGUGGCGCUGCAGCAGCACAACGCCGAGUGCAACCCGGACAUCAAGCCGUACCCGGAGACGUGGGACUCGCUCGAGGCGGCCCGCUACGGCACCGCCAGCGACAUCUACAUGCCCAUCAACCACUUCAACGUCAACCUCACGCGCGCCAUCGGCUUCGCCCUCAAGGGCUUCUACAGCACCGACGACACCAAGAUCACCAAGAUGGAGAUCGUCGACGCCCUGCCCGCCGACUGGAAGCUCCCGACCAAGCUCGCAUCAGGCAACCUCGUAUUCUCGUGCACGCGGCCCAACUCCUUCGCGGUAGCCAUCGACGACGGCGACCCGCAGUACGCAGCACAGGUCAUGGACACGAUCAGGCAAGCCGAGAUACCCGUAACCUUCUUCACGGUCGGCCUUCCCUUACUCGACACGACCAACGGGCUGGCGGACGUCUACAAGGAGAUGGCGGCGCAGGGCCACCAGAUCGCGCUGCACUCGUACACGCACCCCAAGAUGGAGGGCCUGCCGGACGAGGCGGCCAUCGACUGGGAGUACAACAACGACAUCGGGGCGGUGCGGCAGGUGUUCGGGAGCGACUCGCAGCAGGGGCACUCCAACUACUUCCGCCCGCCCUUCGGCACCGAGGGCGCGCGCAUGCGCCAGCGGCUGGCCGCCGCGCUGGAUGAUCCGUCCCCCUACCUCGUGCAGUGGAGUAUCGAUAUCGAGGACUGGAUCUGGGCCGAGAGCGAUACGCCCGAGAAGCAGCUUGAUGCUUUCAAGAGGGAUGUGGAAAUGGGUGGGAACUUGAUGGUGAUGCAUUAUUUGUACAACUCGACUGUUGAGCUGUUGCCCGAGUUUAUCAGGAUUGCGAAGGAGACGGGGAAGACGCUGAUGAGGGUUGAUCAGUGCAUGGAGGAUCCGAACGCGCCGCCUUUGGAGUAAGGGGACGAUUCGAGGGGGAGAAAGGGUUGGUAUACAGGAUCAUGUUCUUAAUGUGUGGUAUCAAGACUGAGUAAAACAACACGCGCGGGGCGACCAGGCGUAACGAAGAAAUGUGUCUUGCAACAUAACGUGUCGU
Molecule: messenger RNA, 2856 nt
Organism: Chaetomium fimeti
Lineage: Eukaryota; Fungi; Ascomycota; Sordariomycetes; Sordariales; Chaetomiaceae
Exons: 3
Coding region: 369-2720 (783 amino acids)
Biological process (GO): carbohydrate metabolic process
Molecular function (GO): hydrolase activity, acting on carbon-nitrogen (but not peptide) bonds
Source: RefSeq, a predicted model, not a curated record